This is a messenger RNA of Chara braunii, 1615 nucleotides long. Lineage: Eukaryota; Viridiplantae; Streptophyta; Charophyceae; Charales; Characeae. The record is from the annotation of a GenBank genome assembly.
GACGUCCAUCAGGUUCAUAAGAUGGUUAUAACCUUCACAGAGAGAGAGAACCUCCCUUCACCGAAGAGAGGCAGAAAGCUAUGCUUGCAGGGGUCCCCUAUAUAGCCUUAGGAGUAGUGGGUAAGCACGAGAAGAUGAUAGGUGGGGUGUACCUGUUGGCAAAUGCGCUGCUUCAGGAAGAGACAAUCAGAAAUACAGUACUAGACCAGGAAGAGGAGGUAGAGCCAGGAGGAGGUGACAAUGUGAUCCACGAGAGGGAGGAUGAUGGCUUUGAGGAAGGUGAGAUCAAAGAAGCCUUCCGAGCAGCGGAAUAUGAGGGAGUAUACCUUGAGCUCGGAAUGCUGCUGUCAUGUGAGAUGAGGGAAAGGGAUGCCUACGCACGAGUUCGGAAGAUGAGGACAAGUUUUCUGGUAAGGGACGACCAUUUGUUCAUCAGGAGCAAAGGAAGGGACCCUAGAAGAGUGGUUUGCGGCCUCGCUCGUCAGAUUGACAUUAUGGCGGCACUGCACGACGGUACGACAGGGGGCCACAGGUGCGCGGAUACGACGUAUUCGAAGAUACACGAGUUGUACUAUUGGGAUGGCAUGGGGCAGAUGAUCGACGACUAUUGUAAGUCUUGUGUACCAUGCCAGGAGCGGUCUGCUCUUAGACCUAGAGAGCCGUUGUACCCAAGGUAUGUACGUGAUGUUGGAGCGGUCGUGCACUUGGACCUGCUGGCAAUGCCGCUGGGAAUAGGGAGCUACAACUUUAUCUUUGAUGCAAGGGACAAACUCUCUGGGUUUGUGGAUGGCAGGGCCAUUCGCACAAAGACAGGCGAGACGCUGGCCCGGUGCAUUGAAGAAUAUUAUCUUCGCUAUCCCUUUGUUUCUAGGUUUGUGAUGGAUAGAGGAUCCGAGUUCACAUGUGCAGAGGUAAAGGCUCUAUUGAAGAAGUAUGGGGUAAUCGCUGAGUACACCAUUGCAGCGCACCCUCAAGCUAAUGCACCUGUGGAGAGAGGGAACAACACCAUCACUAACCUUCUCGCCAAGUGGGCUGAUGGCAGGCCUAAUCAGUGGCCAGACUUUCUAAGGGUCACUUUCUUCGUGGACAACAUCACCGUCAGGAGGAGUACCGGCUACGCACUGGCCACAUUAUGGUACAGCAGACACGCGACGUUCCCUAUCGAAAGCUUCCUGAAAACCUGGAGGCGACAAGACCUCGAGACGGAUCUGACGUUUGAAGAACUGCUGGAUUUGAGAGCACGUCAGAUUGGUGCUAUUGAGGACAGGAUUGAGAAAGCAGCGAGUAGGACAGCGGGCAGCCGUACCAAGGACAAGUUCCGAUGGGAUAAAAUGGCAAGGAUAAGGAAGGAGCCCCUCAAAGUGGGAGACAUUGUGUUGUUGUAUGACUCAUCCCUGGAAAAGCAGUGGUCUCGAAAGUUGGACAAGAGGUGGUUGGGACCAUACAGGGUCGCCACGUGUGGAGAGUACGGCGCAUACCAAAUUGAGGAGCUGAAUGGGACCGCUUGGAAGGACUGGGUGUCAAACUCGAGGUUGAAUAAAUUUGUCGCUCGAGACGAGUUUGUGGACUUGCCCAUAUGGAUGAUGAUAUGAUGAAAUGAAUGUUGCAAGAUGGA